GGGUCAGGUUCAGUUCAGCCUUUCAUCGCCUCCGGGAUAUUUCAUCAGCCUUUAUUCAUUCGCGCUGUUCGUUUGUCUACUGGAUUAAACAGCCUUCGCCUCAUUUCAACCUUCAGGUUUCGGUUCUUUACCCAGGAGCAAGUAGGGUCUAACCAGGAAGCAGAAGUGCCGGUUCGGGGCAGAGGCAGAUCUCUUCUUCUGUUGUUUUGACAGUCGAGCUGGACAGCCGAGAUAUUAUAUCGCCUUCCUCUGCUGCUACCGUUUGAAACAUGUCAGACUCUGCCCAUCCUGCUUGGAUUGUUGUUCUGCUGUCAUUGUGGUGCUGCUGGACAGUCUGCUCAGCACGUCCACAUCGUCCUAAUGCCACAAACACUGAACCGACCCAGAUCCAUCUAUCCUACACAGGUUCCCCUACCUCUAUGGUUGUGACAUGGAGUACCCUCAACAACACAGCCUCUGUGGUAGAAUAUGGGCAAGGAGACUUCCACUUGAGAAAUUCUGGGAUCAGCACCUUAUUUGUGGAUGGAGGGAAGAAGCACAAUGCCCAGUACAUCCACAGGGUGGUCUUGACUGGACUCAAACCAGGAUACAGAUACAUCUACCGUGUGGGGAGUGAUGAGUCCUGGAGUGACAUCUACAGUUUUACAGCAGUCCAGGAUGACACCAACUGGAGCCCCAGAUUUGCUGUAUAUGGAGAUCUGGGCUAUGAGAAUGCCCAGUCUGUCGCUAGGCUCACCAAGGAGGUGCAGAGGGGGAUGUAUGAUGCUAUUCUUCAUGUUGGUGACUUUGCCUAUGACAUGAAUGAUAAAGAUGGAGAGGUUGGGGAUGCCUUCAUGUCACUGAUCCAGCCUAUUGCUGCUUAUCUCCCAUACAUGACAUGUGUGGGCAACCACGAGAUUGCAUACAACUUCUCCCACUACAUCAACAGGUUCACCAUGCCUGGGAGUCAUGACAAAGACAUGUUCUACAGGUAAGACUAAGAGAUGGACAGAAGUAGUGUGAUGCACCAAUGAUCUUUUAACAUU
Branchiostoma floridae (Florida lancelet) is the source of this 1025-nucleotide messenger RNA. Its product is annotated as acid phosphatase type 7-like. The record is from RefSeq and is a predicted model, not a curated record. Gene Ontology annotation, molecular function: acid phosphatase activity; metal ion binding. NCBI's taxonomy places the organism in Eukaryota, Metazoa, Chordata, Leptocardii, Amphioxiformes, Branchiostomatidae. Bases 270 to 974 code for a protein of 234 amino acids. The transcript has 6 exons.